This is a messenger RNA of Amphiprion ocellaris (clown anemonefish), 4264 nucleotides long. Its product is annotated as dynein axonemal assembly factor 8. Gene Ontology annotation, molecular function: dynein complex binding. The transcript is spliced from 27 exons. The coding region runs from base 65 to 4003 and encodes 1312 amino acids. NCBI's taxonomy places the organism in Eukaryota, Metazoa, Chordata, Actinopteri, Pomacentridae. The record is from RefSeq and is a predicted model, not a curated record.
AGUCCUUAAGUGCGGCCGGUAAAGUUACUAAAACUAUUUUAUCUCGCUCGUAGACGACUUUGAAAUGGAUCCAAACCGUUCUUCGUGUUGUAAUUCAAUUCUAGAGAAAGUUAAACCACAUUUACCGACGAUAGACUUUGAUUUUUCAACGUGCCAGAAAGACGAGGUAGUGACAGUAUAUCAGAGACCAGCUGGUCUUUCCCUGAAGGUCCCUGAAGACUUUAAUAAUCUUUCAGUAGAUGAUGCUGAACUAGAGGAGCUUUUAAAAGCACAGAUCUCCUCAGAAGAGAUUCACAGACAGUUAGAUGAUGAUAAUGAUAAUGGAAAUGUGGAAAACAACUCUGCAGCACAGCAGAGUACAGGACCCUCUGAUGCUGAUGAUGAGGCAGGCGCUUAUGCGACCAGCUUUGUGGUGUCGAAUAACAAAGCCAAGCCGGAUGCCUCUUUUAAACCAAACGUAGGCAGCACAAAAUCCAAAGAGGGUUUACCUGUUCUCUCAUUUGCAAGGCUUGACCAGUGGGAUUUGGAUGCUGUCCUCCAAAAUUUAAAAGCGUCCAGAGUGUCUCUGCAAGAACAUGCCCCAGUGGAACCUGUGAGAAGACGUGAAGUUCCAACCCGAUGUUCGUUUAUAAAUGGUGACAACAGACGCUCCCAGGAGGACAUAAUGGAAAGACUCACUGCUCUCUGUAUGAAACAGUCUGUGUCAGAACCUGUAAAAAAUCCAGGCUGCAUCAGACAAAAUAGCAUCUGGGACAAAUUGCUAGAAAAGAUGUCAACACAGCUCAACAGCCACGCGGAACGUCCUACUGUUUAUAUGGACUUGCGUUGCCCUGAUCCCUCAAUAAAACCAGUGAGAACAUCCCCAGAUCUUUCGUUAGAGCCCCAGUCAGCAACCAACACUCAACAAGAUGAACAAUGUCCAUCUGUGCACUCCAGGAAAUCAAACAGGGAAACUGAUCAGCAAAGUUUAAUUAAAGAACCAAAGCAGCAGAGUGAUCAACACAGACUGGAGACAUUUCAACACGAGCAGAAGCAGGAAAUUCUAAAACUACUGGAGAAACAUCGCCCAAUCAAAUCUGUGCAUCAGAAGCAGCCGGCUGCUGAGAAAACUGAUGUUCUUUUUGACAUUGAAGCGUCUCAGUUAGAGUCAGUCAGCUCACUCCCAGCAGGUAUUGAAAGUAAAGGCCGCAUGCUGCUCAUUAUCAACCUCUCCAGUCCUGGUAUGGUUGCAGCUCAUGGAAAAAGGAAGCAUCCAGCUGCAACCAAGUCCCACAUCUACAACACUUUAGUGGCUUGGCUUCUGUCUUUGGCUGGUCCAGAUCAAUGCCACGAUGAAGACCAAGCAAAUGCCCCAUUCUGGGUUGCAGGACUUCAGCAGCUGUGGACAGAAGAUGGACUAACUUUGCAAGUUUUAGCCGUGGCUCGUCGUUGUUAUAAACCAAGGAAAAGGGACGUAGACAUCCACGCACCUUUCUAUCACCACGUCAGCAAGUUCCUGUCUGAAACCUCCCUCACCGUAAUCGCCAGCUGGCUACCUCGGCUCCAACACAUGCUGGACCAGCAAGCCUACACCUCACCCAUCCACCUGCCUCCGUCCUGUUUGAGCAGUUUUAUCUCCACCACCUCCAACAAAAAUGUAAUAGACAGAACAUUUGGUCUCAGUCCAGGGUUUUACUGGCAGACUGUGGAAACUCAGGAUCACAUCUGUAAGGGGAGGGAAACCUCACAAGAGCAGCACAUAGAAGUAUCGGUUGUCCUGGGCUGCAGUGGUUUCUUUCAACACCCUCUCAUAACUCACCACACCCUCCAGCUGGUGCUCGAAUUAGGACUGGACGUGUGUGGUCUGCGACUCCUUUAUCCACCACAGACGCUCCUGAGCGAUGGUGGUGUAACAGUUAACCAGAGAGCCGAUGAGCCAAAUCAGCCUGUCCUUGCCUUCGCAGUUCGGGGUCCUUAUGCCCACUCUUUGUUGAAGGAUUUCAUUCAUGCUUCAGAACCUAUGCUGCUAAAAAAGAUAGAAAAACCGUCUGUCAAGCCUCUGCACAACAGAAAUGAAGAACCUCGACUUGUCUGCUCUCCUCAGUUGGUCGCCCAAGUUCACCGUGAGCUCUGCUUGUGGUUUUCAGGAAGACUUGAGGGAGGCGGCGUACAAAAUCACAACCAGCACGUAAACAGCGUUGUGCCUUUGGAUGAUAGAUUUGAAGGCAUCCCAUCUAAUCUGAGUAGACCACCUUCUUUUCUGUGCGCUACGACUAAAGCUGAUUUGCUCCUCGUGGUGUCACCUGUUGUGCCUCCACGUUGCUACGGCCAAGUGUUGGCUGGAUGUGAACGCAGAGGCUUCAGCCUCAGGGGGCUGCAGAGGCUGCAGCUGCACAACAGUGAAGCUGCUAUUCUGGGACUCAGCAACCUCCAGGCAAGUGUGUUCUGCAGUCCAACUACUGCAACUUUGGAUCAGCAGGAGCUGAAGCUGCCUUCUCACUGUCUGGUUCUACUCCUGAGAAAAGAAAAUGCAUUGCGCCACAGUGUUGGUCUCCCAUCAGCCCUAAUGAGAGGGUUUAAAGCUGAAAAGCUGCCGAGCUGCUUCCACUCCAGCUUGUGUUUCCACACUGUCCCCUACAGCAGUAACCUGUUGCACAUCUUAGUUAGGUGUAUGUGGGCAGUGCCAGAUCCCUCCAGUGUGAUUCUAUCCCGUCAGAAGUGUUCAUGCAGUUCUGACAUGGAGCAGGUGGUGAUUUUGACCCUGUGUGGGAAGGACAUGAGUCAAGGCCUGAACCUCCUACACAGAGUGCUGAUAGAAGAGUCGAAAGGUGAUGACCAGCAUGCUGGAUUUGAGCUGCUGGGCCUGAAGUGGCUUCCUGUGUUGACUCGACUUCAGGCCCAGGAGCUGAGUCCUUAUGAAGUGGGAGAGGCGCUCUGCUACGACAGCGUGGACACUCUGAUGUCAUAUCCUGCUCUCGUGUGCGCUCUCAGAAGGUGUGAUGCUUUUGCGUCACUGAGGAAACUGCUUCCGCACAACUGCUCUAACAACCUGAGCGUCCUGAUGUCACCUACACCUGAAGCGGCCCUCAGACAAGCCUCCCUCUUCUUCUUCAAGCAUGAAAUGAUUCCUGAUCCACAGAUGCUGCUCACUGUGGGCGUCUUCAAACCAAGAGUGUGGAAUCACACUCUGGCUCAGAUACUCCAGCAAAGCGGCCUCAUGUUGGUGGGCCUGCGGGUAGUGAACCCAGACAAAAGUCAUGCUACUCCUCUACCGCCUUCAGAAAAUGUGCAGCACCUGUGCUCUGGCCCUUCAGUGGCUCUUUGCCUUCAAGGGGAAAAAGCUGUGAAAAGGCUGCUGGACGUGCUGCGCCAGGAGGACUCAUCCACAUGGAUGACCUGCUAUGGAUCAAGAUCAUAUCAAGAAGCACUUAAGGAUGUGAAGAGUCUUUUCCCAGAGGGCCUCUGCUGCACUGAGACCAGCACAAUGAGACAGGAGCAGAUACUCAGCUUGUGUUCAGACGCUUUAGCCUCCGUGGAGCGAGAACAGAGAUGUAUGCUGACCCAUGUGGCCCAGGAAAGUCUGUCUGGAGCGUCCCUGAGACACAGAUCCCUCUGGCAGACAACCUGUCUGCUCAUACCCUUGAAUGCGCCACAACACAGCCCAGUGUACCCCCAGCUGGAGAUGGUGGAGCAGCUGCUAAGGGCAGGCUGCCAUCUGGUGGCAGGGAGAAUGAGCAAACUGGACCAGGAGCAGAAGGAACAUAUCGCAGAGACACUCGCGGUGUCAUCUAGUGGAAGAGAGAAGAUGGAGCAUUUUGACAGGGCCCCUUGUCUCAUCAUGGCUCUUCAAGGGGAAAAGAUUGUCGCUGGGUUACGCCUGAUUCUUGAAAGCAUUUGCAAGGAGAGGUCAGACCUAGAGAAGGUGGUGAUGAUCUACCCAGAAAGUGAAAAAGAGGCCACACAGCUGAUGUUCUACCUAUUUGAUGCUACGUCUCCUGAGACCUGUGACACUACUUUGCCAUAAAUGUUCAAACGAGUGCACAUGUACAAGCACAUUUUCCAAACAUUAAGCAACAUCUGACUUCUCAUAAUAUAUCUGCUUCAAACUAAAUGAAUAAAUAAAAUCACUGAUAGAAAAGACUUGUAUCAGACAUUGUUCAAAGCCACUGUCAAGCAAUAAAUAUAUAUUUUCCCCUCAAAACAACGCUAUGCCUUCUCUGCCCUCAGGCACAAACUCCUAUACUGUGACUUGUGUUUGAGACAAAAAGUAUUCACACGUUUCAGA